Messenger RNA from Lachancea meyersii CBS 8951, 537 nucleotides. NCBI's taxonomy places the organism in Eukaryota, Fungi, Ascomycota, Saccharomycetes, Saccharomycetales, Saccharomycetaceae. The record is from the annotation of a GenBank genome assembly.
AUGACUUCCUUACCACGUCAAGAAUCUGUAGCGUCUUCUUUGCCGUCAAACAGCGGCGUCACCACAGAAAUUGACCGUCGAAGAAGGGACAAUUUGAAUGAUAAGAUGCAGACUCUGCUGAAGUUGAUUCCAGAGGAGCUUUUCCAAGAAUACUAUCGUCGAAAGGAAGUGGUCGACUUGGAAAACGGCCAUAGCACCCCGGGCAGUGCCGGUGUGCCCGCUGGAGGCUCAGCAAGCGGUAGUAAACUCAAAGGAACUGGUACAAAGGAUGGGAAGCCGAAUAAGGGCCAGAUUCUGACCCAGGCCGUGGAGUAUAUGACAAAACUACAAGCACAGGUGGAUGCACGCAACCGAGAAGAAGUAGAGCUGAUUUUGCGGGUCAAAGAGCUCAGUAAGAAAACGGGCGUUGCCGUCAACGAUAUUAAUUUGGAGAAUACGAGUGCUGAGAUCGCCUUGGCCAGAAUCGGCGUUGGACCGCUAGCGGGUAUGGGCGAAGAAAUGCUGGACAAUGCGGAGAAUGCUAAAGACGGCUGUUGA